Molecule: messenger RNA, 1409 nt
Organism: Archocentrus centrarchus (flier cichlid)
Lineage: Eukaryota; Metazoa; Chordata; Actinopteri; Cichliformes; Cichlidae
Product: claudin-8-like
Exons: 1
Coding region: 67-969 (300 amino acids)
Cellular component (GO): bicellular tight junction; membrane
Molecular function (GO): structural molecule activity
Source: RefSeq, a predicted model, not a curated record
AGAUUUGUCUCUUUAACAGUGUGAGUGCAGCCCGAGGUUGAGCUCAAGCUCUCUGUGUUAGCCACGAUGGCCUCUUACAUUGCUUACAGUGGCUACAGCAAGCCACCCCAAUCUUAUGUCGGCAGUUACUACGAUAAGAAGGCGCCUCAGACCUACGGAGAUUACCCAGACUCUAUAGAAGAGGAAAAGCUGAAAAAUGAGAAGCGGAAACAUCGAAAUGCCAUCUGCUGUGAGGUAGUGGCUCUCAUCAUUGGCUUCAUUGGACUCAUCGGCGUCGCGGCCGUGACAGGCCUGCCGAUGUGGAAGGUAACGGCCUUUAUUCAGGAGAACAUUAUUGUGAUGGAGACCCGCUGGGAGGGCUUGUGGAUGAACUGCUACAGACAAGCCAACAUCAGAAUGCAGUGUAAGGUUUAUGAUUCCCUGCUGUUUCUGCCUCCGGACCUUCAGGCUGCCAGAGGUCUGAUGUGCAGCUCUGUGGCUCUGACCGCCUUCGCCCUCAUUGUUUCAGCAGUGGGGAUGAAAUGCACCAAAGUGGUGGACCAUCGGGCUCGUACCAAGCACAUUGUUCUUGUGUCUGGAGGCUGCCUGUUCCUCCUGGGCUGUCUUACAACCUUAAUCCCUGUGUCUUGGACUGGCCAUGUUAUCAUCAGGGAUUUUUACGACCCUCUACUGAUCGAUGCCCAGCGCAGGGAACUUGGGGAGGCUCUCUACAUUGGCUGGGUGACCUCAGCGUUGCUUUUCAGUGCCGGAGUGAUCCUGCUUUGCCGUCACGCUCCCCGCGUGGACACCGACGAGAGGAUUCUGUACAACCCCGGAGGAAGCAUCUACCAACCUGGAUACACAAAUCAGCCAUACACAAAUCAGCCAUACACAAAUCAGCCAUACACAUACCAGCCAGCGUACACCUACCAGCCUGCUUACUCUGCACCUCCACCGGGAUCUGUGGUAUACACGCCAAGUCAAUACUAGACAUUUGUGGAUUUUUUUUUUUUUUUUUUUUAAACUUGCCAAAAUUUGGCACAUUUGAUGAGGUGAACUGACUGACACUGGCGCACACUGGAAACAGCCCGAUAUUUCUUUACGUUAUCAGAGUGUCCUGCAGGGACUAAAGAUCAUUAAGGGCCUGACGGUGUCUUAAUGAUCUGUUUUGGAUUACUGUAUUCCUUGGUUUCUACCCAUUUAUUUAAUUUACAUUAAAGUACAUUCUGGCAGAGUGUAAUCUGUAAUAUUACAACAGUUACAUGCUGAGAUCAUUGUCUUCACAGCUUCUGCUGACUUCCUCCUGAAGAGCAAAUAUUAUAUAAUAUUUUCAGAUUAUAUACCUUCAUGUGAGUUUUCUUCACUACUGUUGUAAAUAUACAUGCUGUACAUGCUUCAAAAAUGUUAUGUGUCUUUUUCUAAUAAAAUAA